Kluyveromyces marxianus DMKU3-1042 is the source of this 1524-nucleotide messenger RNA. RefSeq lists its product as uncharacterized. The transcript has a single exon. Bases 1 to 1524 code for a protein of 507 amino acids. Lineage: Eukaryota; Fungi; Ascomycota; Saccharomycetes; Saccharomycetales; Saccharomycetaceae. The record is from RefSeq and is a predicted model, not a curated record.
AUGGAUGUAACAUCUGAGCAUGAAUUACCAGUGAGUAAGGAGGAGCGAAUCAAACUAGCGUUGUCAUAUAUCAAAGAACAAUAUGGUGGGGAUGCUCCCAAUUUGAUGUGCGUUGAUAAUAAUUCUAGGGAAAACGGAAUUAAGGUCACGAAGUAUGACAAGGCUCAGGGAGGACCGACUAUUAGGCAGAUCGCGAUGUACUUCAAGAUUCCCAAGAGUACUCUGUAUGACAGAAUGAAAGCUUAUCGGGGCCAGAAACGACAAAGGGCACCAACUAGAAUGCGAGCGCGAACACGAACACAAACCCAGGCCCAGGCCCAGACCCAGACCGAAGCUCAAGUUCCUGGAGUUCCUGGUAUCCCUAUUAAUUUAUCCUCGAUUAAGAAGCAGCAGCAGCAAUUCGAAGAAAUGGAUCAAAUACAAAAGGAAUUCACACACACCUCUCAAAUGAAGUUUAGUCCCGAGAUGGAGCUUCUUAUUGUCAGAAAUAUUCAGGGAUACGUCAUGGCGUAUGGGAAUUUACCGCUGAUAUCUGAUUUACGGGAAUGUAUAUCGCUGAUCACAAGAACUAAAACCUUUGGUAAUAAAUGGAUAUCUGGGUUUAUACGAAGACAUGCUGAUGAGCCGAUCUACGGAAAUACAGGCACAACGGUACCUAAUGCUACAUUCAAGGAUUUCAAGCUAUGGAAGAACAAACAAAGCCAGUUAAACACCAUAUUUCUCCAACAGCUACAAAAGCGGUUGUGCAUUUGUGAUCGUUUUCAGUACCUAUGCAUGUAUGAAAUACGGCAGGCAGAUCCAGCUACGAGCGUAAAACAUGUAAUACUGGCACUCGACGUAAAAAUUUUGGAAACUGAUUCUGGGAAAAAGGACGUUUCCGUAGAAUUGUUGUGCGAUCCCGUUGUCGUAGAUAUCGGUGCCAUGGCUCUGCCGAGUUUAGAUUCAACAUCACACCCAGGUCACCCUGGUGAUCCUCUAUUACACCUUUUGCAUUCCGUCCUGAAAUACAUCCCAGCAGAAGAAACACAGUUGAUCAUCUUGGAAGGAUUGACUCAUCUCGAGCAUUGGAGCUGGUCCCAAUGCAUCGAACUCGUAACAAAAUACAAACUCAAUAAUAAACUAUUCGCUGUUCCCUGGGGGAACCAUAUACUGGCAAAAAGCCUACAAUAUAGCUUGCAGGACACGCUUCUCUCGAAAGUUACAUCAUCUCAACUCUCUCCUGCGUCCCGCAUCCUAAAAGAACUAGUCAACAACUCAACAAAUAACUCACAACUCCAUCAGCAACAUCGGAAUCAUCAGAACCACCAGAACCACCAGAAUCAGCAUCAGCAUCGUCUCGUAGAUCCUAAAGACGCGCUUCAAAAAUUACUCGACACCAUCUGUAAGAACGAGUCUCGUCUCUAUAGAGAACUACACAAUCCAGAAAGUCGCAUCACCCUAUGUGACAUUUUUAACCAGGUGCGCGUCAUCUCGGAAUCUCUAUCAUCAUCAUCCUCCUCCUCCUCAUCAUCAUCAUCAUCAUAG